AUGCCGCGGUCUCCGCUGCUCGUGAUAUCUCCUGUUCUUCGCACGCUCGUGCCUCUGCUUCGCCAGGCACGGACAACUUGCUGCAGCGUGUUUAUGCAUGGAGUUGGACGCCGCAGGUGCCGCACCGAGACCCACGGCUAG
Ectocarpus siliculosus is the source of this 141-nucleotide messenger RNA. Lineage: Eukaryota; Phaeophyceae; Ectocarpales; Ectocarpaceae. The record is from the annotation of a GenBank genome assembly.